UGUCAAAAUUUGCUCAUAGGACUCAGGACUAGAAGUGCUGCAUAGGAGAUAAAACAUUUAUCAAAAAUAUCAACAGAUAGAAAUCUGCUUCUGUUUGCACAAUUUGAAAAGGAAACUACUUCAUAUAUUUUUUUCUUGAAGAAUGGCUUUGACAGCUUUUAAAACACCAGCAUUGCUUCUUCUUUUUCUGAGUUUUAUAUUUUUACUUACUACUACUGCAUCCAGCUAUUGGAGAAUAUCAAGUAUAGUCAAUGCUACAAAUUGGAAGUAUGAAGGUCUGUGGAUGAAUUGCGAAGCUACUUCAUUGGGUUUAAUUCAGUGCAAUACAUUGUAUGUCCCGUUAAGUUCAGACACUUUUUUUCAAGUAUGUCGAGCUCUGAUGAUUAUAUCCCUGGUAUUGGGGAUAUGUGGAAUUCUGCUGGCGUUACUCAGUUUGAAAUGCCCUCAGCUUGGUUUCAGUGAUGAAAAAACAAAAAUAAAAAUUUCCAUGAUGAGUGGAAUAGUAUUUGCUUUGGCAGGUCUCUCAUCAAUGGUUGCUCUUUCGUGGUAUGCAGUAUGUAUCAUAACUGAGUUUUUUGAUCCUUUGUAUGCUGGAACAAGAUAUGAAAUGGGACACGCACUGUAUCUAGGUUGGACUGGUUCCCUUCUUUCAAUAAUUGGUGGGAUCCUGUUCACAUGUUCAUCCCGCAAAUGAAAUCAAAGGUAUUUAAGUAAUCUCAGAACAACAGAGCAUCAGGCAAGAGACGAUGGAGAAGACUGCUAAUACUCGGAUGAGGAAAAACAAGUGGGGGCAACUAACCCCUGAAUAUAAGUAUAGACUCACACUGCUUGAGAACACCAAAAAUUCCCCCAUGAAGUUCCCCAAUGCUGUGCUAAGAAGAGGCAAUCUUUUAGAUGGUCAGACUUAAUAUUUCAUUUGAAAGUUUGGAGCCAUUUUUUUCUUCUCUUCUGGAGAUUCAGGCUAUUUCACAUAUCACAAAUCAACACACCGGUACAGUGUAUUCUUGGUAUCCUUCCCUUUCUCCACAGCUAAAAGAUUUUAGUUUUAAACAAAAUUGGAAAAAAACUGAUAAACUGAAUAGGAAAGCAUUGGCCUUCACAAGCACACUUACUUACUUACUUACUUACUUACUUACUUACUUACUUACUUAGCUUGUGGCAUAACAUAUAUGAACUAGCAAUAUAUGUUAAUAUUUUACCUAGAUUAGUAAAAAACAAUAACAUGUAAAUGUGUAUAUAAAAGAUCUAAAUUUAAUUUAAAUUUAAUCAAUUCAAUCUAAGUUCAAAUACCAAUCACACUGAUUCCCAAGAAUCCUUUAGAUUCCACAUAAGCUCCAUAAAUAUUCUCAGAAAAUAAAAAUAGCGACUCAGCCCAGUGCUUUUGUCAUUUCUAAAUUCCUUCUUCAGCCCUGCCUCCCAAUAUAAUAAUGUAAGAACAUUACAGAACUAGACAGAGGCUGAGAGUAGCCACAGCACUUCACCUUUAAAUAAACUGUUUUGCUCUGUUUGGCAUUUUGUGAAGGGGCAUGCCACAUCACUUUUCUUUUUGAUACUGUCAGGGUACCUAUUUUCCCAUGAGCCAAAAAAGAUUUUAAUUGUCUGGUUAAUACUAGUCUUGAAAACUUUGUAAACUAAAAUUCUUUUACAUCUUUCAUCACCAAAAUAUAAGCUGCUUAGACCCAAAACCUAAUUACUAAUUACUGUAUACUGUAUAUGUGUCAGAUUAUAUAUUUAGUUUUAUGUAUGUAGAUUUUUUCUGUUAGUCAUCUUGAAUGAUGACUGAUGGAAAGGUAGGGAAGCCAACUACAUUAUAUUUGCAUUUUAAACUUUAAAACAGCUUAGUUUUACUCAGCUACAUCUAUUUCAUUAAACUAUUUGCACAGAAUAUAUGAUUUUUAGUUUCACAUUUGUUUACAGUUUAACAAAAUAUAGUGUCUAUGGAUUUGAUACUGUCUAGCUCAUUUAUAGUAAACAAAGAGUGUGAAAUGUAAUAUAUUUAUCUCUAUUUUUAAUUACAGAUAACAUGGAUAUCGUCAUGCCAAAAUUAUGUGUAACAUUUUAUUUAAAACAUAUUUACAUUUGCUAAACCAAUUCAAAAUAAUGCUGUGCAAAUUUUUCAAAAGGAGCACUUUGCAAAGUACAACCCAUAUCUCCUUCAAGUGCUAAAGCAUCCAUUGCAUUCUCUGGAAGGCUUGCAACAGCUGUUGAAAAACCCUCCUUGGUUGCCUGUUACUGUGUAUAUGCACAUUCAACACAGAAACAACCAGAAAUAGCUCUUGAAAGAACUGCAAAGUGUUCCAAAUAAUUUAGUGCUUUAAUAUUUCAUGGAAGCGGGCUUCACUUAUGCUUACAGAGUUUGUGAAGCAUCUUUGUCUAAUGCUUGGCACAGCCCCAACACAUCUCUUCCUCUGUAACAUUUACCUUAGUGUGCUCUCCCAUUUGUGUCUAUUCACAGCACCAUACCCUAGCAAUAGCUGGUGUUGCCAUCAUCUUAACAUCAGUCAAAAAGUUUAAGUUGUCCUUAGCUAUAUUGGUGUUAAUGUCAUGUUUUCCUCCUAUUCUGGCACUAAGAACAAACUCAAGAUGUGCAAAAUCUGUUGUGAUUUGUAACUCACUCUGAUGAGCUUGGAGGAAGGCUCAGGAAGGGACUUGCAUGUGAGACAGAAAAUCUCACAAAAAGGUUUUCUGCCCACUCAAGAUAGAUGCAUGGCAUUUCAACUCAACAGUGGGGAAAGGCCCUUAAGUAGUUUAUCAUUUUAGUGCUGAAUAUUAUAAUAAACAUUAUUGCAUAUUUUAAAAAUUAUGAAAAUUAUUUAAAUCACAUAAUCAUGUAAAAUGACAUAUCUUUCCUAGUUUGCAAAAUGUACUAUGUCACAUUAUUUUAUUACUUUAUAAAGAUAUGAUAAUUUGCAGAAUAAAGCUACCAGUACUUAAAAUUCUGGCGGAUUGAGAGUAUAUUAAAAACAAUAUAUGGGAAGGAGCUAAUUCUGAUUUCUCAACUAUUUUUCAAUAAAAAUAGAUGAUAGAAAAUGCUGACUUCUGGGUGUCGCAUGGACAAACCCAUCCUGUUUUCUUGGAAUUGUUUUUGGGAAAUUGCUACUGCCUUCCUCCUAUGAUCUUGAGUAACCUAAAAACACACAAAGUCACACUUAUGAUCUUAUUUCUAGCCAACUGCAUUUAAUUAGUAUAUCAACAUUAUCCUCAAAGCAGAAGUGCCACUUCUCCCUCCAAAAGAUUUGGCCAACCCAUUAUAGCUGCAUUUAAUUAUACUUAACAUUGAGCAGAUUUUGGAGAUUUGAAUUAUGCCUUAUUGGAAGGUUUUCAGCUAGUUUCUUAAGACUACAAUAAUAAAGUAGGUGAUCCCAGGUCUUUUUUUAGUAUAUUCAAUUCAGGUGUUACCUAGAAGCAUUUUAAAUCUUCCUCUUUAAAGG
Messenger RNA from Thamnophis sirtalis, 3431 nucleotides. RefSeq names its product claudin-15. Gene Ontology annotation, molecular function: structural molecule activity. Gene Ontology annotation, cellular component: membrane; bicellular tight junction. Lineage: Eukaryota; Metazoa; Chordata; Lepidosauria; Squamata; Natricidae. The record is from RefSeq and is a predicted model, not a curated record.